CUUGGAUAACCAUUUCACUUGAGCAAAGCUUCCAUUCACGCUUGAUUCUGCUGCACUAGUAUGACGAAAGCAAAAGAACUACCGGAUCCAGCCCUGACCAAUGAGAAGAAAAAAGAAUGGUGUGAAUUCAUCUAUGAAGAUCACCAGAAAUUGGUAAUCCCAGUAGGACCCAGGUUUCAGGUUGAUGUUCCAGAUUGGGCCAUCUCUCCGAACAAGGGAACUCCAGUUGUAGCAGCAGAUGUUGCAUUAAGAGCAUCAAAGAAGGAAAUGGUAUGCAAGUAUAAAAAGGAGGAAUCUGAUACUUCAAAAUGGCUUGGUACACUGGUAUGGCCAAGAGCCGAUAACAUAGAAAACAAGGAAGAUAACGAGGAGUUUGUUGGGAAAGGGAGAAACGAACAUUGUUCUUGUAGGUCCUCUGGAUCUGUCGGAUGUGUUAAAAGACACGUUAAAGAAGAAAGCAUGAAGUUGAAGUCUGAACUGGAGACAGCCUUUAAUGACUGGAAAUUUGAUGAAAUGGGAGAAGAAGUUUCCAUGUUGUGGAACACUAAGGACCAAACAAAGUUCAGCUCCCUCGUUAAGACAGGUCUGUCUAAAGGCAAAAGUUUCAUGAAACCAGCAUUAGCAUCUUUUCCUUCCAAGAAUAGGCAAAGCAUCGUCAACUAUUACUUCAAUGUUCACAUUCCUCGGCGUAUCAGAUCAAAUAGUAUAACAAUUAACACCGAUGAUGAAGAGGAGGAAGACGAAGAAGAGGAGGAAGAGGAGGUCACUGCUCCCAAACAUUCUCGUAAAAGGAAUCGAGCAAAAAAAGGUGCCUGUUCUAGUUCUAAAUCUCUGAAGAGAAAGUACCUAAGUGGUCGACGAUGACAGAAGAAGUAUCAAUACACAUUCUUUUUUAGUUGACAGACAAAUGGAAUAUACAGAGAAACUUUUGGGAUGGGGUUCACAUUCUGUAUAUAGGUUUUAAAGCCAAGAAAAGGUGACAUUUUUUGGAUAUUGAUGCAAUGUAUUGAGGUCUGAAAGGAUAGCACAACAAAACUAUACAAAAAUACAUUGAUUGCUACAAUUUGUAAGAUUUGAGAAGAUAUUGCUUCUUCUGUUUCCUUCAUAAAGGAACA
This is a messenger RNA of Solanum stenotomum, 1115 nucleotides long. RefSeq names its product AT-rich interactive domain-containing protein 2-like. NCBI's taxonomy places the organism in Eukaryota, Viridiplantae, Streptophyta, Magnoliopsida, Solanales, Solanaceae. The record is from RefSeq and is a predicted model, not a curated record. The coding region runs from base 61 to 864 and encodes 267 amino acids. The transcript is spliced from 2 exons.